Molecule: messenger RNA, 2560 nt
Organism: Anopheles aquasalis
Lineage: Eukaryota; Metazoa; Arthropoda; Insecta; Diptera; Culicidae
Product: fatty-acid amide hydrolase 2-B
Cellular component (GO): endomembrane system
Source: RefSeq, a predicted model, not a curated record
UGCGAACACUCCGGAUCGGCACUGUAGGCACACUGUCGUUGCUGUUGCGACUGGAAAGGACUCGUUUCUCGUUUCUUGUCCGCUCAGUGGCGAAGCGCUUCCGUGAGGCACGUGAAAUCGUGCAAUCAGGAGAGAGGCAUCGUUGCGUGUGCGAUCGCGUGUUUGUGAUUUGAAUGCUGGGAGUGCAACAUUCACAGAAGAAGUUUUGUGUUCGAGAAGCCAACCGAACGCCCCGGGUAACCGUCGUCGCUCUAUCUACUGAUAGGCCGCCUCCAGGGAGCAUCACAUCGCGAAGUGACGCAACUGACUAAGUAACUGCGGUCGCGGAAAAGAUCCAGCGAUUGCACCUCCAGGAGGAGAAGUUCGCUCUAGGCAGAGGCAGAGAUCGUUAGCAGCAGCAGCAGCAGCAGCAGUUGUACAGUAGUAGUGGUAGUACUGGUAGUAGUAGUUGCAGCCUGCCAGCUAUCUAGACUCUAGCGCCGUUAACGCCACGCCGAUUACGUAAGCGUAACCUGUGUCCACCCCCCCCCCCCCCCCGAGGGGUGCCAAGCGUUCUCCUGUGGCAUCGAUCGAUAUAAACUCCCGCGGUUCGCUGGACGUCUCCUGGUGUGGCCGCUAGUGUGUCGCGUUUGCUCCGUAAUUGGUUUAAUUGAAUUGGUUUGCAUAAACACUUUCUACCCACCCGGGAUUGGCCGGCAACUCGGCCAACGUACCACACUGUCGGUGAAGACACACCGGUGACCGUGCACGACGACUCGCCGGAGUGCUGGAGAGGUGAUCGUUACAAUCGAACAUAAAGCGAGUGUCACCGCUCGGACUGCGCUCGACGAUGGAACUUUGGUUGAUUUGCUUGGGGCUGUUGCUCCGGUUGCUGAAUGUACUCCUGAAACCGUUCAUCGUGUUCUUCGGUGGCUCGAAGCGGACGGCACCGUUUCCGGAGAUCCGCAACGAUAUGCUCCGGAUACCGGCCGUCGAUCUGGCCGAACGCAUACGGAACAAAGAGCUACGAUCGGAGGAUGUCGUGCGAGCGUACAUCGAGCGGAUUCGUGAGGUUAAUCCACUGAUCAACGCCGUCGUGGAGGAACGGUUCGAGGCAGCGAUCGAGGAAGCACGGAAGGCGGACGCACUGAUUGCCGAAACGCAGCCGCUGUGGCUCAUCAAGAACUACCCGCUGCUGGGUGUACCGUGUACGGUGAAAGAAUCGUGCUCACUCCGUGGUGCUCCACUGACCGGUGGAUCACUGGCACGGAAAGGUUUACGGGCUACGAGCGAUGGUGAGGCCGUGGCGCAUAUCCGGGCGGCCGGUUGCAUCCCACUGCUCGUCUCCAACACACCGGAGUACUGUUUGAACUGGGAGUCGUACAAUCACAUCACCGGACGCACGCUGAAUCCCUACGACAACCGUCGGACGGCUGGUGGUUCUUCCGGGGGCGAAGGAGCACUGAUCGGUUCCGGAGCGUCCCUGUUCGGUGUUGGUAGCGAUGUGGCAGGCUCGAUCCGUGUACCGGCCCACUGCAAUGGAAUCUUUGGACACAAACCAACGGCAGGAGCGAUCUCAAUCCGAGGACACUUCCCGAUGUCGACGGAUGAAAAGUUUGCACGGUUGCUGACGGUGGGACCGAUGUCCCGGUACGCCAAGGAUCUACCGACCUUGCUGCACAUUAUGGCUGGUCCGAGUGCAGCUAAGCUGCGCCUGGACGAAACCGUCUACACGAAGGACAUUCGUGUGCUGUACGCCGAAGAUAUGGGCUUCAAUCCGGGCCACAUUCCGGUGGAUGAUGAUAUCAAGAUGGCACUGUACCGUGCGGUGCAGCACUUUAAAGCGAAUGGCCUAGCGACGGAGCGGUUCGAGUUCGAUAACAUGCACGAAGCGAUGGAGCUGGCGUUCAGUGUGCUUUCGUCGCUCACCGACGUUCCGAGCAUCUUCCACAAUCCGGACAAUCCGAAAGCGGAGCACAGUGUGGGCUGGGAGCUGGUGCGGAGCCUGAUCGGUCGAUCCCAGUACACUCUCGCCGGUAUCAUGUUCUACGCGAUAUUGGGACUGAAGAACUUCUUUACCGCGGAUCGGCUGGACGAGUACCGGCAGAAGGCCGAACGUAUGCGCCAGCAGAUGAUCGACACACUGGGUACGGAUGGAGUUUUCCUGUUUCCAACGUUCCCGACUUCCGCUCUGCGGCACUACGAGUCGAUCGGACACAUUAUGACCGUCGGUUAUACGAUGCUGUUUAACGCGUUAGGAUUGCCGGCUACUCACGUGCCACUGGGAUUUGAUCGUCAAGGGCUACCGAUUGGAAUACAGGUCGUUGCCGCACCGUACCAGGAUCGACUGGGUCUUUGCAUAGCCCGGGAGCUCGAGGUUGCUUUCGGUGGAUGGCAGCCACCGAAAUGAGCCUCGAAGGUUCGGAAGCAUUCGCAACAGUCAACAAUUAAUCUUAUCGCCAGUGGAUCAGUGGGAUCAUCACGUGCAAUCCAAAUGCUUUAAGUUAACGGGAAAGGGGAGGGAAACGAGCAAAUAUCAUUGUACAGAUUAGUGUAUGAGGUUGAAUAAAUGCACAACAUU